AUGUCAUAUAUUUUAUUUUUAUUUAGUAUGCUGUUGAUUAUGGGUUUUGUGGGUUUCUCUUCUAAGCCUUCUCCUAUUUAUGGGGGUUUAGCAUUGGUUAUUAGUGGUGUAAUUGGUUGUAUUAUUAUUUUAAACUAUGGUGGUACUUAUAUAGGUUUAAUAAUAUUUUUGAUUUAUCUAGGAGGUAUGAUGGUUGUUUUUGGUUAUACUACUGCGAUAGCUAUUGAAGAAUACCCCGAAGCGUGAGUCUCAGGGUGAGAGGUGUUGGGUAGUCUUUUGACUGGAUUGAUAAUGGAAGUAGGUUUAAUUUUGUGGGUCUUAGACUGCAAUGAGUUGGUAGUAGUAAUUAAUUUGAAUAGUAUGGGGGAUUGGGUAAUUUUUGAAGGGGAGGGGCCAGGGUUAAUUCGUGAGGAUUCUAUCGGUGCGGGUGCAUUAUAUGAUUAUGGGCGUUGAUUGGUGGUAGUUGUUGGUUGAACAUUAUUUGUUGGUGUAUAUGUUGUUAUUGAAAUUACUCGAGGUAAUAGA
Molecule: messenger RNA, 525 nt
Organism: Rhinopithecus roxellana (golden snub-nosed monkey)
Lineage: Eukaryota; Metazoa; Chordata; Mammalia; Primates; Cercopithecidae
Source: the annotation of a RefSeq genome assembly